AAGAUGGACCUUCUUCUCGUGAGUCUGAGUUUUAUAAAUGUGGGUUGUUUUUUGGUGACGUUGUUGUACAUAAUGAGAAGAUACAUACCUUUCUGGUUGUCUGAUCUGUUUGAAUGGGGAAAGACGAAGUCAAAUUGGGAUCAGAGUCGCUGGAACAGAUUUCUUCACGUCCCAAACAGCUGGUUCACUCAUUUUUACAUUGUUGGAAGUUCUCUAUCAUGCGCACUUUUAUGGAUGUUGAUUAUUCAUUGUUUCCACAUCAAGAGUCCAAUCACAGAGUAUUUUCCUCAAAUACUGGACUUACAUUACACUCCAUGUGUUAAUUACUUUACUGUUUUGGUAUCCCUUCUUCUUCUUUUGGUGCAGUGUUGUCGCAGACUGUUUGAAUGUUUAUUUAUCAGUGUAUUUACAGGCAAGAUUCACUUCUCACACUAUUUGGUGGGAUUAUUUUAUUAUGUUUUGGAUGCAAUUGCACUUGCUUCACCACUUCUUGGGAAAAAGAAAAUGGACAAAGAUUGGUGUAGCUUGUGCAGAGAAAUGCUGUCAGGUUUGCAAAAUUUCAGUGGUAUCCAGUGGCUGGGAAUAGUUGUAUUUCUUUGGGCAAGCUGGCAUCAGUGGAACUGUCAUGUCAUACUGGCAAAGUUACGACACUCUGCAUAUGGGAAAACGGUCAAAGUGUACAAAAUUCCUUAUGGUGACUGGUUUGAUCAUGUCUCCAGUCCUCACUACCUGGCAGAAAUUGUAAUCUACUUUGCUUUCUUCCUGAUACAAAAAGGUCACAAUGUUUAUGUUGGAAUGAUUUUGCUAUUUACUGUGCAGAACCUUUCACUUGGAGCUACAGUGACUCAUAGUUGGUAUAAAAACAAAUUCAAGGAGUAUCCCCAAAAUCGUUACAAGAUAUUUCCAUUUCUCUACUAGGGAACUAGAGGCAGAGUGGUCAAUCUUUGUGUGACUGAGUUCUGUAUCACACAAUUGGAUAAUAUUCAACAUCUCUAUUGGAUUUAUAAUGGUAAUAGGACCAAGUGGAGUCAAUUAACAAAAUCGAACGAGCGUGAAGCAGAAGUCUGAUUUGUUAAUCACAAAUAUGAUUACAGACAGAAUUGGACAAGAAGAAGUUCUGUUAUCAAUUAGUCAUAACCAUUUCAAUUUCAGAAAAAACAAAUGCACCUAGAACAAAUAUCUCCAGUGGAGACAAUGUCUUUUGUUUAAAAUUCCUCCAUUUUGGAAAUUCCUCAGGUUUUCUUCGGAUAAGUGGUUGUUACUAUGGUUAUUAUGAUCAUUUCUGUGAUUGGUGGAUUAGCUGAGUGGACUUAGUAUGAUUUGCUGCUUCAAAUGUCUGAUUACACAUGUCAGAUUUCAGCCAACUGUCCGAUUACACUUUCCUUUACAACAGUACAGAAUGAUUGGUGAAAAAUGAAGCUAUGGAUGCACCAAUAAUGUUUAAGGAAUUUGUAAUGGUUAUGAUUAGCUCUGAAAUCACUGGUGAUCCUUGGUAUCUGAUUAAUUCUCAAUGUGAUUUAUGAAUAACUUAGUCAUAUAUUUUUUGCUCCAAAUCACAUCUUUUUCCCAGCAAGUGAGAAUGUUAGUUUCUGGUUAGGACCAAAUCCUGUAUUUAUACAAGGAAAUUGAGCUAUUUCAAAAUAGAUGUAAUAAAAUGGCCACUGUUGUUUGAUUUUUGAA
Molecule: messenger RNA, 1680 nt
Organism: Pocillopora damicornis (cauliflower coral)
Lineage: Eukaryota; Metazoa; Cnidaria; Anthozoa; Scleractinia; Pocilloporidae
Product: polyprenal reductase
Biological process (GO): polyprenol catabolic process; dolichol-linked oligosaccharide biosynthetic process
Cellular component (GO): endoplasmic reticulum
Molecular function (GO): 3-oxo-5-alpha-steroid 4-dehydrogenase activity
Source: RefSeq, a predicted model, not a curated record